CAAAAAUCAAAUGAUGAAAAUGUUAUUAAGACAAGAAUAUAUGGAGUUCUAAUAGAAGGUAGUAGAAUUUUCUUUUCCUAAAAAGCGAACAAGAAACAAGAAACUUCUCAUUUCUUCUUCCUUUCUCUUAUUUACCCCCUCAAUUUCAAGUUUUUAAUUUACACCAUCACCACAAACAAGCAUAACAAUGGCCAUGUCCCGUUUUAUCACUCACAGUCACCGAUCAUCUCUCAAAACCCACCAAUGGACCUCUCAAUUCUUCCAGCAUUUCACCAUCACAACCACCACCGACCACCCUGAAAAACCAGACACAAAAGAGAUUUCCAUCUCCGAUUCUACCAGAAAACCCAAACUCUUUUCACCAAAGAGACGUAGCCGGAGAUCACCUUGGUCGAGAAACAAUGAUCGGAACUUCCUUCCUUCUCUCUCCGGUGUUGGGCAUGCCAUCGUGGAAGCGGCGGCGAACAUGAACAGACUACUGGAAAACUUGUCUCCGUCCCAUCUGAUAAGGAGAUUCAAAGAGAAAGAUGAGAGUUACAGCAUCAAGUAUCAGAUGCCUGGGCUCUCGAAAGAUGAUGUGAAGAUUACAGUUGAAGAUGGGAUGUUGUUCAUCCGAGGAGAGCAUAAGGAGGAGGAGGAGGAAGGAGACGAGGAGGAGUAUUGGACGGCAGCCAGAUACGGGUACUAUAACACUAGCCUGAUGCUGCCGGAGGAUGCUAAAGUGGAGGAGAUCAAGGCGGAGAUGAAAGAUGAGGUGCUUCAUGUGAUCAUACCAAAAGAUGACACCAAGAAGAAGAAUGUGAAGGAGGUUAAAGUUGGCUAGGAAUUAAAUAGUAUCUAUAUGUUAUAUGUGAGUAUAGAUGUGUGAAUUGUGAUUUUGAUGUAUAAGUACGUUAUAUAUAUGUAAUGGAAAUUUUAAUAAAUAGUGGAUAAAAAAAAAGGCGAAAUACGGCUUUGAUAUUCUUCCAUGAGAGGU
Messenger RNA from Lactuca saligna, 976 nucleotides. The record is from the annotation of a GenBank genome assembly. NCBI's taxonomy places the organism in Eukaryota, Viridiplantae, Streptophyta, Magnoliopsida, Asterales, Asteraceae.